Messenger RNA from Saccharomycodes ludwigii, 1029 nucleotides. It is a transcript of the gene ATX2, whose product is annotated as Mn(2+) transporter ATX2. The coding region runs from base 1 to 1029 and encodes 342 amino acids. Gene Ontology annotation, biological process: transmembrane transport; zinc ion transport. Lineage: Eukaryota; Fungi; Ascomycota; Saccharomycetes; Saccharomycodales; Saccharomycodaceae. Gene Ontology annotation, molecular function: metal ion transmembrane transporter activity. Gene Ontology annotation, cellular component: membrane. The transcript has a single exon. The record is from RefSeq and is a predicted model, not a curated record.
AUGGAUACAAAUGAUAAUGAUAGCGAUAGAGAAAUCUCUGGUGCGUCUAUCUCAGAACUGCUAUUAACAGCCCUACUUUUCCAUGUAGCUACUUUUUUAAUAGGAAUGAUACCCUUAAUGUUUUAUAAAAAAUGGAAAGAACAACAAUAUAAUCCUAAUUCAAAAAUUAAUUUUAUUUUCAAGUAUUUAUCGCAGUUUGGCAUUGGUAUGCUAUUGGGUACAUCAUUCAUGCUCGUCAUCCCAGAAGGUGUUUAUAGUGUGAUUGAAAAUGGUGGUAAUGUCGGUUUAAAUAUAUUGACUGGGUUUUUGAUAGUCUAUCUCUUAGAUAAUUUGGUUGUUCACCGUAUAAUAAAAAAUAGGAAAAUAAAUACUGAACUGAUUCCUGACGCUGAAUCAUCCUUUUCUUCCUUUCAAAUAGAAGAUGACAACUUUCAAAAAAAAAGAUUAAACAGCUACUUUGAUGCAAUAAAUUUUUGGAAAAGUAUGCCAAUUAUUUUAGAGAAUAAUGUUGUUUUUGCAUUGGUGAUACAUGGAAUUUCUGACGGUGUUUCACUUGGAGCUGCAACCACUACACAAUCAUUAAAAUUCGUGAUGUAUAUUGCAAUUAUCAUUCAUAAAAUCCCUGCAGUUUUAUCAUUAACCAGCUUAAUGAUAUCCAAACAGAAAUUACCGUAUUUAGAAAUAGUUUCGAAUUUAUGGGCAUUUGCGUUUUCUACUCCUUUAGGAUACCUUAUUGUUGGUGGAUUUUGCAGUGUGGUUAAAAACAAUGGAUUUAUGACAUGGUUUGCGGCUGACUUGUUGUUAAUUAGUGGCGGUAGCUUAUUGUAUGCUUCUUUUACAGCAUUCUCUGGCAAUGAAGAGGUGGAAAUUAGUUCCCAAGAGAGUUACGAUCCUAAUAACGUUUCAGAAAUGGAUUUUCAGGGUAAUGCUGAGGAAAAAGCUGAUACCGAUCAUGGACUUGAUGCAUUGUUUGUUUGUAUUGGGACCAGUAUCCCUACAAUUAUAUCCUUUUUCAUUAAGGAAGAUUAA